Medicago truncatula (barrel medic) is the source of this 1250-nucleotide messenger RNA. RefSeq names its product bifunctional epoxide hydrolase 2. The record is from RefSeq and is a predicted model, not a curated record. The coding region runs from base 92 to 1033 and encodes 313 amino acids. The transcript has 5 exons. NCBI's taxonomy places the organism in Eukaryota, Viridiplantae, Streptophyta, Magnoliopsida, Fabales, Fabaceae. Gene Ontology annotation, molecular function: catalytic activity.
UUUGUCUGUUUCCUUUGUUUUCUUUCUUCUUUUAGUCAUAUAACUCUAUCACACAGUCACACACAAACACACACUUCACCAUUCAUCCAAGAUGGAGAACAUCCAGCACAGUCAUGUAGAAGUGAAGGGACUAAAGCUCCAUGUAGCUGAGAUCGGAACUGGUGAAAAGGUAGUGGUUUUCUUGCAUGGAUUCCCAGAAAUAUGGUAUACUUGGAGAUACCAAAUGAUUGCUGUUGCAAAUGCUGGAUACCGUGCUAUUGCCUUUGAUUUUAGAGGCUAUGGACUUUCAGAUCAUCCAGCAGAGCCGGAAAAAGCAACUAUAAUGGACCUUGUUGAUGAUGUCAAGGAUCUUUUAGAUACAUUAGGUAUCAGCAACGCUAUCCUUAUUGGUAAGGACUUUGGUGCCAUCCCAGCAUAUCUUGUAGCUGCUGUCCAUCCAGAAAAAGUAGCUUCUGUCAUAACUUUAGGCGUUCCUUUCAUACUUCCCGGUCCUUCUGCUGUCCAAAACCAUCUUCUUCCAAAAGGCUUCUACAUCACUAGGUGGCAGGAGCCUGGUAGAGCAGAAACAGAUUUUGGCCGAUUUGAUGUUAAGUCAGUAAUAAGGAACAUAUAUACACUCUUUUCUAAAAGUGAGGUGCCGGUAGCAGGUGAUGAUCAAGAAAUAAUGGACUUGUUUAACCCAUCUACUCCCCUCCCACCAUGGUUCUCUGAGGAAGACUUGACAGCUUAUGCAUCACAAUAUGAAAAAUCUGGCUUCAGAUUUGCACUGCAGGUUCCAUACAGGUCUCUCACAGUGGAAAGUGGCCUAAUUGAUCCUAAAGUAAAUGUUCCUGCACUGCUGAUAAUGGGUGAGAAAGACUAUUGUUUCAACUUUCCUGGCAUGGAAGACUACAUUCGAGGUGGGGUUGCGAAAAAUUUUGUGCCAAAAUUGGAAACUAUAUAUAUUCCAGAAGGAAGCCAUUUUGUGCAUGAACAAUUCCCAGAGCAAGUGAACAAGCUCAUCAUUGAAUUCCUUGAUAAACAAAGCAUUUGAUUUGACUGUGGUAGUUGAGGCUAAGAGUCUCAUGCUUAAUGUUGUGUAUGACAAAUAAUUCCCUUGUCUGGUGUGGUGUGAAUGUGAUUUCUAUUCCAAUAAGUAAUUAGAGCAAGAACUAUGUAGGAUUUAUUCUACAAUCAUUAACAUAGUCUACUAUGAGAUAUUUUUUAUCUGGUAAAUGUUAGUAUCGUUAGUAUUAUGUUGUAGAUGCGAA